AUGCUUUCUCCAGAGACAAAACAAUCUGGAGGUAAACUAGUCCUCCAUUCGGAUCUCCGGGCGAGGACUGUCUCGGGAGAAGGUAUCAGGCAGGAGAAUUCUUUUACGAAAUUCACCAUAGGAACGUGGAACGUCAGGACACUACAACAGGGAGGAAAACUGGAAAAUCUGAAGAUCGAAAUUGAUAAAAAUAAUGUGUGCAUUGUGGGUGUCAGCGAAGUUCGAUGGAGGGAUCAAGGUGAUUUCGAGUCUGGAAACUAUCAUGUACUACUCGGGAGAACCAGUGGAUAUUCUGAUAAUGCAACAUCGGAUCAUGACGAUGAAGAAGUGGAAAUAAUAUAUGAGAAGACAGAAGGAAGAGGGAAAGUGCAAACCAUAAAAAUGGGAGACUGGAACAGUGUCGUGGGGAAAGGAGCAGAAAACAACAUUGUCAGCCAUCAUGGACUGGGAAUAAGGAAUAGGAGAGGGGACAUGAUGGUUGACUUCUGCCGAAGAAAUGGUUCAAGAAGCAUCACAGGAGACAGGAGCAGAUACCAGAUAGACUAUAUCUUAGUGAAGCAACGAUUUAGGAAUAGCGUAAAGGAUGUGACGACAGUGCCAUCAGCGGACAUCGACUCAGUUAGUUGCAAACGUCAGCCCCAGAAUGAAGAAAAUCAGGAGUAG
This is a messenger RNA of Zootermopsis nevadensis, 663 nucleotides long. Its product is annotated as protein CFDP2-like. NCBI's taxonomy places the organism in Eukaryota, Metazoa, Arthropoda, Insecta, Blattodea, Termopsidae. The record is from RefSeq and is a predicted model, not a curated record.